CUUGUGCGGGGCACAUGCUUGCUCAGUGCAUUGUUUUUGAUUACAAGGAACGAAGCAACAAUUUUCCUUGCUGGGAUUGUUUUUCAUGUUUGUUGAAGCACAAGUAUCUCCUAAAACAUGAGCGACAUCUAUGAGUCUGCAGCCAAUUCUUUGGGCCUAUUCAACAGCCCCUGUCUGACUAAAGUGGAGCUGCGUGUAGCCUGCAAAGGUAUCUUGGACAGGGAUGCUCUCUCCAAGCCUGAUCCCUGCGUGGUCAUUAAAAUGCAGUCCCAUGGCCAGUGGCUGGAGGUGGAUAGGACAGAGGUGAUCCGAAGCUGUAUAAACCCCACAUUUUCCAAGGUCUUUACCCUAGACUUCUAUUUCGAGGAGGUCCAGAGACUACGUUAUGAGCUCUAUGACAUCAGCAGCAGUCACAAUGGCAUGAGAGAAGCGGACUGCCUGGGAGCCAUGGAGUGCACACUUGGCCAAAUUCUCUCCCAGAGAAAAUUCUCCAAAACCCUCCUCAAACAUGGCAACACAGUCGGGAAGUCGUCAAUUACGAUCACUGCCGAAGAGCUGACAGGAAAUAACGAUUAUGUCGAACUCUCAUUCAGUGCCAGAAAGCUGGAUGAUAAGGAUUUUUUCAGCAAAUCAGAUCCAUUCUUAGAGAUCUACAGGGUAAAUGAUGACAACACCCAGCAGCUAGUGCACAGAACAGAGACCAUAAUGAAUAACCUCAACCCCGUUUGGAAGACCUUCAAAACGUCCCUGAACUCGCUUUGUAGUGGAGACCAUGAAAGAAUACUGAAGUGUACGGUCUGGGACUGGGAUUCGAACGGAAAGCAUGAUUUCAUUGGUGAAUUUCAAGCUACGUUCAAAGAGAUGCGGUCAGCAAUGGACGGAAGACAGGUCCAAUGGGAAUGUAUAAACCCCAAAUAUAAAUCCAAGAAGAAGAAUUACAAGAACUCUGGGAUCGUCAUUCUGAAUCAAUGCAAGAUCAUUAAGAUGCAUUCCUUUCUGGACUACAUUAUGGGUGGUUGCCAAAUACAGUUUACAGUAGCUAUUGAUUUCACGGCUUCUAAUGGGGAUCCGAGGAACAGUUGUUCAUUACACUACAUCCACCCCUACCAGCCAAACGAGUAUCUGAAAGCUUUAGUAGCAGUGGGGGAGAUUUGCCAAGACUAUGACAGUGACAAAAUGUUCCCUGCAUUUGGCUUUGGUGCUCGGAUACCUCCAGACUUAAAGGUUUCACAUGACUUUGCUGUAAACUUCAACGAAGACAACCCUGAAUGUGCAGGUAUCCAGGGUGUGGUAGAGGCCUAUCAGAAUUGCCUUCCCAAGAUUCAGUUGUACGGUCCCACAAACAUUGCCCCUAUCAUCCAGAAAGUGGCCAACUUUGCCUCAGAGGAAAUGCACACCAAAGAGGCCAUGCAAUACUUCAUCCUGCUCAUCUUGACGGACGGUGUCAUCACAGAUAUGGCGGACACUAGAGAGGCCAUCGUCCGUGCCUCUCACCUGCCUAUGUCUGUCAUAAUCGUUGGUGUGGGAAAUGCAGAUUUCACUGACAUGGAGAUGCUAGAUGGUGAUGACGGAAUCCUACGUUCGCCUAAAGGGGAACCAGUGCUGCGUGACAUCGUACAGUUUGUUCCAUUCCGUAACUUCAAACAUGCUUCUCCUGCUGCUUUGGCGAAAAGUGUCUUAGCCGAGGUCCCAAACCAGGUGGUGGACUAUUACAACAGCAAGGGGAUCAAGCCAAAGUGCCCCAGCGAGUACGAGUCUUCCAGGACAUUUGGUCACUGAACUGUUGAACCCAACGCGAGCCUUUGCUCACAAAGAAAACUAGCAUGUUUCUGUGAAUUUUACAACUAAUCUGUUCUACUUUGUUUUGUUUGCAUGCGUAGCCUGUGAGGCUUGCAUAGGUGUUGCAAUGCUAUCGGUCCUAUUAUGUACAUGCGUACAUGUACAGACUUACGAUUAUGUAUGAAGAGAGCAAAAACUAUUAAACAGUCAAAGUCAGUACAUUUACGUGCACAUUUAAUUAUCAAGAUACUGCAGGUUUUUGCAUAGUUGAGCUAUAGUCUUCAUCCGUCUGUCCAAGUACAUAUGACAGUGCGUGGGAAGUGUUAAAUACAAGUCACCUCUCUCUUUCGGAGCAUACGCACAACACCGAGGCCAGUUGUGGUCUGAUUAACAUCUAUACAUGCUGGAAGGAUGUAUAUCCGACUUCUCAAAAACUGACCUGGUAUGUUUCAGCCCGACUAAAGCAUUUCCAUGGCAUUUUAAAAAGACAAAUACAGUUUUAGUCCAACUGAAACCAAACUUUUAAAGUGCAUGUAAACGUGCUGAGUGAUUUGCGCAUGAUGACUGGGAUUAGUUGAAUAAAUACAUGGAAUAUAAUUUUUUUGUUUUAUAUAAAGGUUUACUGAGAUUUUACUAAAUUUCGUAUCGUUCUUAUAUUGUAAAUUAUAUGACAAUCCAUUUUGGAUUAUAGAGAAUGAAUAGCUACUUGAUUUAGAUACAGUAUAUCAGUGGACAUGAAAACCUUUCUCUCUCUAUACAGAUCUGUUUUUUUGCAGAUGCAGGGUCAGAUGCAUGAUUGUAUUUUGCAUGUUAAUAAUAAACCAGCCUUGAUUUUCUAU
Molecule: messenger RNA, 2618 nt
Organism: Xyrauchen texanus (razorback sucker)
Lineage: Eukaryota; Metazoa; Chordata; Actinopteri; Cypriniformes; Catostomidae
Product: copine-4-like
Exons: 16
Coding region: 118-1779 (553 amino acids)
Biological process (GO): cellular response to calcium ion
Cellular component (GO): plasma membrane
Molecular function (GO): calcium-dependent phospholipid binding
Source: RefSeq, a predicted model, not a curated record